UGACAGCACAGCUGGAUCUUGUGAUGGACGGGAAGUCUGUUGCCGGUGCGGAUACAAGAGCCAGCCUGUAGAUGACAAAUUGAGGCUCAGCUAUCCGUUGCUUAUAAACGGCCAUGGGGUUCCCAGCUUUACCCAUUGACCGUCCAAUAGCAGUCAUCGUGCACAAUGCGAAACGCUCCAAGCAAACCCAUUACAGACCGUGUCUACUCCAAUGGCCUCUUCCACGGCCUUCCCGUCCUCGACGCAAUUAAAGGCCAAUCCGCCAUCGUAGCCGGCGCGAACGGGAUCAGCGGCGUCCACAUGCUCCGCAUCCUCUCCAAAGCCCCCGAACGCUGGUCGGAGAUUCACUCUUUGUCGAGGAGGCCGUUGCAGGAGAAUUUUGGUGAGAAUGUGAAGCAUACUGCUGUCGAUUUUUUGGAUACUAGCCCGGAGGAGAUUGCGGAGAAGUUGAAGGAGGGGAAUGUGAAAGGUGACUACGUGUUUUUCUUUGCCUAUGUUCAACCGCGCGAGGAAGGACAAGGACUAUGGUCCAUGGCUGAGAAGAUGUGUGAAGUCAACGGGAAGCUCCUCUCCAACUUCCUCGCGGCACUCACGAUCGCCGAUAUUCACCCCAAACGUAUCAUCCUCCAAACCGGUGCAAAGCAUUACGGAUACCAUUUGGGUCCCGCCAAAUGUCCCAGCCACGAGACCGACUCUCGCGUUGAUAUCGAACCCAACUUCUACUACACUCAGGAAGACAUCCUCGAGAAAUGGUGCAACGAGAACAACUGCACCUGGUCCGUCGCUCGUCCCUCCUUCAUCCUCGGCUCAGUUCAGGGAAACGCAAUGAAUGUGGCCAUCCCCCUCGGAAUCUACGCCGCUGUCCAAAAAGCCCUGGGUCGCAACCUUCAUUUCCCGGGUGAUAUUAGAGCGUGGGAUACUAUCCAAGACCAAAGUUCCGCUUACCUUAACGCGUACUUCGAGGAAUGGUGCGCCUUGAGUGAGAGUUGCGACAAUGAGUCGUUCAACUUGACGGAUGGCUCUCCGUUUUCCUAUGGUAAGUUCUGGCCAAAGUUGGCGGAGAGGUAUGGGUUAGAGUAUACGAAGCCGAGUGAGAAGGGGGUCUACCAGAAGGUGGAUAUGCCCUAUGAUCCGCCGCCGAGAGGAUUCGGUCCCCCUGGUGUCGCGAAAAUGUCAUUCACGCUCGCUCAGUGGGCCCGCGCUCCGGAAGUCCAAGAAGCGUUCAACAAACUUGCCAAGGAACAAGGAUUGGAUACGUGGGCCAUGAAAGAGGAGAACAUUGAUGCGGUCUUUUCGUUCACUGAUUAUGCUAUUUGCUGGUCUUGGCCUUUGAUGUUGAGUAUGGAUAAGGCGAGGAAGUAUGGCUUCUUUGGGUUUGUUGACAGCUACGAUUCGUAUCUGGCGACAUUCGAAGAGGCGGCGGAGAUGAAGUUGAUUCCGAAAGUUUAA
Molecule: messenger RNA, 1449 nt
Organism: Saitoella complicata NRRL Y-17804
Lineage: Eukaryota; Fungi; Ascomycota; Saitoellomycetes; Saitoellales; Saitoellaceae
Exons: 3
Coding region: 166-1449 (427 amino acids)
Source: RefSeq, a predicted model, not a curated record